AAAAGGUUGCAUAUACAACAACAACAAAAACUGGAUAUUGAGAUGCAAUUUCAUCAAAUUGACAUAAAAAUGGAGCUCCAAAUCCUUUCCCUUCCUUUCCUUUUAACUUUCUUUCUCUUCAUCUUUAUGGCAUUAAAAAUAAGGAAGAUAUCAGAAAGCAAGAAGUUGUUAAAUUUACCUCCAGGGCCACUGAAGCUGCCUAUAAUAGGAAAUAUACAUAAUUUGGUUGGCUCUUUACCCCAUCAUCGCCUGCAAAACUUGGCCAAGAAAUAUGGUCCUCUUAUGCAUCUUCAGCUUGGUGAAGUUACAACAAUCGUUGUUACUUCGGCAGAAAUUGCUAAAGAAGUUAUGAGAGCUCAUGAUAUAGUCUUUUCUAAUAGACCUUCUAUUCUUGCUGCGAAUAUCAUCUCUUACAAUGCUACGAGCAUCGUGUUUUCACCCUAUGGAGAGUAUUGGAGACAGCUAAGGAAAAUUUGUGUAUUGGAGCUAUUAAGUGCUAAACGCGUACAAUCAUUCAAAUCAAUCAGAGAGGAAGAAGUAUCAAACAUUGUGCGACGCAUUUCUUCCAGUUCAGAUUCUUUGAUCAACCUCAGUAGAAUGUUAUUUUCUUUGACUUAUAGUAUCACUUCAAGAGCAGCAUUUGGUAAGAUUCGAAAAGAACAAGAAGCAUUUAUACCACUUGUUGAGGAAAUUAUAGAGGUUGGAGGUGGUUUUAGUAUAGCUGAUUUGUUCCCUUCUAUUAAAUUGCUGAAUAGAAUUAAUGGAAUGAAAUCUAGAGUGGAAAGAUUGCAUCAAGAAGCAGAUAAGAUACUUGAGAACAUCAUCAAUGAACAUAGAGCUAGUAAAGCAAGAGCCAAGCCAGGUAGUAAAGGUGAGGCUGAUGAUCUUGUAGAUGUUCUUCUGAAUAUUCAAGAACAAGGGGACCUUGGAUUUGCUUUAACAACCAAUAACAUCAAAGCAGUCAUCCUGGAUUUGUUUAUUGCUGGAAGUGAGACUUCAUCUACAACUGUAGAAUGGGCAAUGUCGGAGCUGCUGAAAAAUACAAGUGUGAUGAAAAAGGCACAGGCUGAGUUGAGGCAAGUCUUUAAGAACAAAGGGUAUGUUGAUGAAGAAGGUGUUUGUGAAUUAAAUUACUUGAAGUUAAUUGUUAAAGAGACUCUAAGAUUACACCCUCCUGUGCCUUUGCUCGUUCCAAGGGAAAAUAGUGAGCUUUGUGAGAUUAAUGGUUAUUUCAUUCCAGUAAAAUCUAGAGUGCUUAUCAAUGUCUGGGCCAUUGGAAGGGAUCCGAAUUAUUGGAAAGAGCCUGAAAGAUUCAAUCCAGAGAGAUUUCUUGAUAAUUCAAUAGAUUACAAGGGUUCUAAUUUUGAAUUUAUCCCAUUUGGUGCUGGAAGGAGGAUAUGUCCAGGAAUAUUAUUUGGUAUAGCAAAUGUUGAGCUUCCGCUUGCAAAUUUGUUGUACCAUUUUGAUUGGAAACUCCCUGGUGAAAUAAACCCGGAAAAUCUAGAAAUGACAGAGGCCUCUGGGAUUGCAGUUAGGAGAAAAAACGAUUUGAAUUUAAUUCCUAUUACGUUCCCUUCUGUCCUUGUAGCAUAAAAAUUGCAACGAAGUCAUGUCAUCAAAUGGAGAAACUCUUAUAGUUUCUCCCUGUGGCGUAAUAAUUACUGUUUAGAAUUGAUAACGCAAACCAAACACAAACACUUUAUGCACUUUUUGGAAAGUUGCACUUUAUUAAUCUACUUACCCCCAACCAAACAUCACCCUAGUGGUAAUUGUAAGCAAAGAAAGUGCUAUAUAUUGUUUUUUGGCUGAAUGAAUAAUUUCUCCGAACUA
Jatropha curcas is the source of this 1830-nucleotide messenger RNA. Its product is annotated as desmethyl-deoxy-podophyllotoxin synthase. Lineage: Eukaryota; Viridiplantae; Streptophyta; Magnoliopsida; Malpighiales; Euphorbiaceae. Gene Ontology annotation, molecular function: heme binding; oxidoreductase activity, acting on paired donors, with incorporation or reduction of molecular oxygen; monooxygenase activity. The record is from RefSeq and is a predicted model, not a curated record.